This is a messenger RNA of Pyrus x bretschneideri (Chinese white pear), 2627 nucleotides long. RefSeq names its product mitogen-activated protein kinase kinase kinase NPK1. NCBI's taxonomy places the organism in Eukaryota, Viridiplantae, Streptophyta, Magnoliopsida, Rosales, Rosaceae. The transcript has 17 exons. Gene Ontology annotation, biological process: protein phosphorylation. Gene Ontology annotation, molecular function: protein kinase activity; ATP binding. The coding region runs from base 231 to 2321 and encodes 696 amino acids. The record is from RefSeq and is a predicted model, not a curated record.
CGCCGCCAAAGUUCAGUUCCAAGGUGACCGUUAGGUUAUCUAUUUUUACAUUUUUUGAAUUGUACAGAAACAGAUCCCCUUAACACCUUUUCCCUCCAUUCAAAAUUUUUAACUCUCCUCUCUCCUUCCCCCUCGCUCGCAGAGCAACCCCUCCGCGGCCCCACCACCAGAUUUCAAGAAACGAAUGAACCUCACAAAACCCUAGCCUUGUCCGUACAGCUCCACCGCCGAUGGCGAUGAGCCCCAACGACCGACCUAAAAAGAAAACCUCAACACCGAUGCAAGGCCUCGUCGGCUUGAUCCGCGAGUCCCUACCGCUUCUGCCCCCGCGCCGGGACGACGGAGGAGGUGGAGGAGGAGGGUUUGGGGGCCUGGUGGGGAAGGUCCGCUCCAGCCUCCGUAAUUCGCGAAUCGGACUGUUAUCCAAGUCUCCUGUUCGUGCCCUUCCUCCGGUUGCUUCGAGAGAUGACGCACCGCCGAUUCGGUGGCGCAAAGGCGAGUUGAUUGGUUCCGGUGCCUUUGGCCGGGUCUACAUGGGAAUGAACCUCGAUUCCGGAGAGCUUUUCGCUGUGAAACAGGUGUUGAUUGCGGCAAAUAGUGCUUCGAAGGAGAAGACACAGGCUCACAUUCGAGAGUUGGAGGAGGAAGUCAAGCUUCUUAAGAAUCUUUCACAUCCAAACAUUGUUAGGUACUUAGGGACCGCUAGAGAGGAGGAUUCUUUGAAUAUUCUAUUGGAGUUUGUGCCUGGUGGAUCCAUAUCGUCCCUCUUGGGGAAAUUUGGAUCCUUUCCUGAGUCUGUUAUAAGAAUGUACACAAAGCAGCUGUUACUGGGUCUUGAAUACCUUCACAAGAAUGAAAUUAUGCAUAGGGACAUCAAGGGUGCAAACAUCCUCGUGGAUAAUAAGGGGUGUAUUAAACUUGCUGACUUUGGUGCAUCAAAGAAAGUUGUUGAACUGGCUACUAUAAAUGGUGCCAAGUCAAUGAAGGGUACUCCAUAUUGGAUGGCUCCUGAAGUUAUUCUCCAGACUGGCCAUAGCUUCUCUGCUGACAUAUGGAGUGUUGGAUGUACUGUGAUUGAGAUGGCUACAGGAAAGCCUCCAUGGAGCCAACAGUAUCAAGAGGUUGCUGCUCUUUUCCAUAUUGGAACAACAAAAUCUCAUCCACCCAUCCCUGAGCAUCUCUCUGCUGAGGCAAAGGAUUUUCUGUUAAAAUGCCUAGAGAAGGAACCUUAUCUAAGGUCUUCUGCGUCAGAGUUGGUGCAGCAUCCAUUUGUCACUGGGGAUUACCAGGAACCUCGUCCAGUAGUUCGUUCUUCAUUCAUGGAAGCUGGAAACGAGAAGGCAGCACCUGGGACAGAUCUUAAGAACUUUGUGAACCCUUCGAUCAGAAGGUCUACCUGUGCCGGCUUGAAGAAUAUUUGUGAUAUGGGCACUGUAAGGUGCUCAACUGUAUAUCCAGGGAAUUUUUCAGGAGGGAGCUCCCGCUGGGGAGCUACUAAUAACUAUGAUGACGACAUGUGUCAGAUUGAUGAUACGAAUGACAUUGUCCUUGGUUCAUUUGCAAAAUUGAGAUCUGUGGUUGGACCUGACGAAUUAAACAAGAGUUUCAAUCCCAUGUGUGAACCAACUGACGACUGGUCAUGCAAGUUUGAUGAAAGUCUGGAACCGGAGAGAAAUGGAAUUAACUUCUCCCCUUGUCAAACAAUACAUGAGGCUUCGGGCAGCAUUGGAGCAUCUCAAAAGGUGGAGACAGAGUUCACAUUUCCUUCCGGGCCAUCAGCAGUUGAGGAUGAUGAGGAAGUUACAGAGUCAAAAAUAAGAGCCUUCCUAGAUGAAAAGGCCUUAGAUCUGAAGAAGAUGCAAACACCUCUAUAUGAAGAGUUCCGUAGCUCAUUCAAUGCAGCUGGUUUUGGAAAUGCAGACUGUGAACAUGUUUCAAAGCAUCUGAACUUACCUCCUAAAGGCAAGUCACCGAGUCAUGCAUCUAGUAGAAGAUUCUCUACUGCAUUUGAUGCUGCAGGCCCUGGGAAACAUACAAGAGAUGUAUCAAAUGCCAGUGGUGUAUAUGACCGAGUUUUGCAGGAAAUUCAGCCACCUCAGCUUGGUGAAUGGAAAGAGCUCCCUCAUGAUCAGAAAGAAUCAUUUAGUCUAAGUGCAAGCUUUUCUGAUAUGCAAAGAAAGUGGAAACAGGAGCUUGAUGAAGAGCUCAAGAGGAAGCGAGAGAUGAUGUGGCAGGCUGGUGUAGGAACGAAAAUACCAUCCCCAACCAAAAUUCUAGGUCGACAAAGAGAGCCGCUACGGAUGGUUUUUCCUGGAAAAUGAAGUGUAUGUAUGUACCUCACUUGUAUCUAUUUUACCAUGAUAUAGAAAUAAGUUAUGCUUUUCGACGGGGAGCGCUCAGUAUGCACUUGGCAGGGGUGUUGUCCAGUUUUACAUUGGUCACCUUGCCCAUAGCAGGCCGUGCAGCCUCUUGCCUGCUGCAUUAUGUCUCAAGCAGCUCAGCCAGAAAAUGUCACGUAACCAGUGAUAUGUAUUGAUUUAAUUUCUUGUGGCCUUUGUAUUGAGUUUGUGUGAAUUAUAUAAUUUGAAAUAUAUUGUAUGCUGCUGAUGCAGCAUUCUUUUCUGCUC